AAGUGCAAGCUGUUCUUACGAGUCUUCAGUCCCGUGUCGAGGCCCGUCGACGCACCUUCUUAACCAGGGGUCCCUUUACUCGAGCGGUCCCGCCGACACGACACGAAACCGUACGAACGCAGGCACGAGAUCGGACGGAAACGUCGGGAACAUGUCCCAGAAACGGUGAUAGCUGGGAAGGCGAAUUUUUUUCAAAUAUUUUUUAACAAGAUAUUUUUGGUUUUGGGUUAUUCAAAUUCUUUUUUUUUGUGUGAUUCUUAUGGAUUGUUACGUUGACGAGAUUCAAAUUUGAACUGAUUUUCGCGCGCCCUAUGGUUACUGGUCGAGCCUCGCACCUGUAUCUCUUCGGGCCUUAUCGCUGGCUUUGAUUUGUCGUUGACAAAAUUACAAAGUGCCCAGAAGGGCACGCGAGAGGGAAGAGGAUAAAGAGAGAGAGAGAGAGAGAGAGAAAAAAAAUAAAAAAAUAAAAAGCACACAGAUGCAAGAAAAUCGCAAGCUCGGAUAAGGGGAGGCUGGGCGGAAGGCCAUCGGCCAAAGCGGAAGUCGUGUGAAAACGUCGUGGGAUUUGUGUAAAGGAUAAUAAUGCUGGUGCACAAAGCUGGUUUAUCCUUGCUGGCUGCCGCAUUUCUCUUCCUGGCGAAUCCUACGCACCAGGAACCUGAAUCUGGAGCCAGAUAUUCUCCGAGAGCAGUCCAGGAUCUCGAUAAUGUAGUCCAAGCACUACCGCAUCACGGGCCCAACGUCUGCGCAUCGAGGUACAAUAAUUACUGUUGCCCCGGAUGGACGAAAAAACCGGAAACCGGUCUCUGCGUCGUUCCAAUAUGUUCCGGACGCUGUGGCGAACAAGGAAGAUGCAUCAAGCCGAAUAUAUGCUGGUGCGACAAUCGCGUGGUAGCUUCUGCUUGCAACUCGAUACAAGUCAAAGACAAUUCCCAGGACAUUGCAAGUGCAGGAGGUCGGGGAGCUGAAAGUGGCACCUGCAGGGCACAGUGCAUCAAUGGCAACUGCGUUGAUGGUCGAUGUCAGUGCAGGCCUGGCUACCAGGGGGAAUUUUGCAAUGAACCCGUAUGCAGGGAACCUUGCCUGAAUCAAGGCAGAUGCAUCGGACCUGACAGAUGCGCGUGCAUUUACGGCUACACUGGGAGAAGAUGCGAAACGGAUUACAGAACUGGUCCAUGUUAUACGAAAGUUCGAAAUGGCCAGUGUUUGGCUAAUUUGCAAGGCGUCGUUUGCACGCGACAACUUUGUUGCGCGACUGUUGGCAAAGGGUGGGGUCAUCCCUGCGAAAGGUGUCCGACCAGAUUGGAUUGCGAUUUGGGAUACUUGAAAACACAUCAGGGCCAGUGCGUUGAUAUCGACGAGUGCGAAGCAAUUCCUGGGCUGUGCGAAGGUGGCAAGUGUCUGAACACACCGGGAUCCUUCACGUGCGAGUGUCCACCUGGACAGGCACGUGAUCCUGAGACUAACGAGUGCAAGGAUCAGGACGAGUGUCAGGACGAAGGAAUCUGCAAUGAUGGCCGCUGCAUAAAUACAGAUGGCGGUUAUUACUGUCUAUGUAAUCCUGGUUUUAUACAGAGUCAAGACAGAAGAUUUUGCAUAGACGGUAGACAAGGUCUCUGCUUUACCGCUGUCAAUAGGAACGGCCAGUGCAAAAAUCGCUUAGCGAUGAGAUUAAGUAAGAAGGAUUGUUGCUGCGGUAAGAAUGUAGGUCGCGGCUGGGGCGACGAGUGUUACAUAUGUCCAAACGCCGGAAGUGAAGAACACAGGCAGCUGUGUUCGCCGCAAUCGGAGUCGAUUACGCUGAUCAACGAAUGCGCCUUGAAGCCUGACAUUUGCGGGCACGGAAAAUGCAUUGAUACCCCGGAAGGAUACGAGUGCGAGUGUUAUCCUGGAUACGAUAAGAAGACGGGACGAUGCGAGGACGUCGACGAGUGUCAACUAGGAUACUGUCAGCAUGGCAGCUGUCAGAAUACUCCUGGCAGCUUCAUUUGCAGUUGCCCUCCUGGCUUUGUUGUUUCCGGUGACGGAACGUACUGCACAGAUCAUGACGAGUGUCAGGAUACAAGAAUGUGCAACAAUGGGCAUUGCACGAAUGUCGACGGUACUUUCAGGUGCAAGUGCAACGAAGGAUAUGCAUUUUCACCUACAAAAAAUGCCUGUACAGACAUUGACGAGUGUGCGGAUAAUCCCAGGAUAUGCUUGAAUGGACGCUGCGUGAAUACACCGGGUUCUUAUCACUGCGUGUGUCAGCCUGGAUUCACAGCUUCACGUGACAGCACAUUCUGCGUUGACAUGGAUGAAUGUACUGAGACCAGAAUGUGCGACAAUGGAAAAUGCGUCAAUAAGGAAGGUUCCUUCAUAUGCGUUUGCGAUCCUGGAUUCCGCCUUGGCCCGGACGAGAAGCACUGUAUAGACAUCGACGAGUGUCUAAGUGCACCCUGUCAAAAUGGCAGAUGCGAAAAUACCCCCGGCAGUUUUUGUUGCAAGUGCAAUUUAGGAUUCAAUUUGGGUCCAGACGGAAGAUCCUGCUUGGACACCAGGAGGGACCUGUGUUACUCGCAGUACAGAGAUGGACAGUGCUCCAAUCCCACAUCAACAGCAGUUACAAAAUCCAGUUGUUGUUGUUGCACUGUCAUUCUUGGUAAACCCAUGGGAUGGGGUAGCACCUGUCAGGCGUGUCCCAUGCCGGGAACAACAGAAUUCGAUUCCCUGUGUCCACAUGGAUCUGGGAUGACGUACAAUGGAGAUGACAUCAACGAGUGCGCUCAAAAUCCAAAUAUUUGUAUCAACGGUGGUUGCGAAAAUCUCAUGGGUACUUACCGUUGCAUUUGCGACAGCGGAUACGAAGUUGACGCCACCGGCAAAAUUUGCAGCGAUAUCAAUGAAUGCGAAUUGGAGGAUUCGCUAUGUAGCGGAGGACAGUGCCGUAACACGCCUGGUAGUUUUCAGUGCAUCUGCCCGACUGGUACUAGACUGAAUGCGCAAAAUCAAAUGUGCGAGGAUGUAGACGACUGUGAAGAACUUGGACCGGAUGCUUGUUUCAAUGGGAUAUGUAUAAACACACAUGGUUCAUACGUGUGCGAAUGUGAACCGGGAUAUAUACUUGAUAACACAGGACACAUAUGCAUAGAUAACAGAAAAGGGUCCUGCUGGACCAAAAUGGUACAUGGUCGUUGCGAAAAUAAUUUGCCAAGGUUAGCCUUGAAAUCGGAAUGCUGUUGUUCGGUGGGUCUGGCCUGGGGCAGCCCUUGCGAAUUGUGCGAUCAUGUCCUGUGCGAAUGUUCGAAGGGUUAUGCAAAAUUGGAUGGAAAGUCUUGUGCAGAUGUGAACGAGUGCGAAUUAGACAGUGGAAUUUGCAAGGGUGGCGGCACGUGCACCAACAUUGACGGAAGUUACCGUUGCGAAUGUCCACCUGGACUCACGUUGGACUCAACUCAAACCGCCUGUAUCGACAACAGACAAGAAUCCUGUUACACCGAAUACAGACACGGACAAUGCCUGAAUCCAAUUGAUGGAGCAUUUUCAAAGUCCUUAUGCUGCUGCGGAGUUGGACGUGCAUGGGGCAGCGACAGGUGCGAGGUCUGCCCUAAGCCGGGCUCGCAACUGCACGAAGAAUUGUGUCCGAAAGGUGACGGAUUUACUGAGAAGAAGGACAUAAACGAAUGUACGGAAUUUCCAGGCAUAUGCCUGAAUGGCAGGUGCAGGAACACAAUUGGUAGUUACAGCUGCAGGUGCAAUCAGGGCUUUGCACUUGAUGAGAAUGGAAUAAAAUGCAACGAUAUCGAUGAAUGCGAAAUCAUGCACGGCGUCUGUGGAAACGGGACCUGUCGCAAUACGCCAGGAAAUUUCCAGUGCGAUUGCAAUCCCGGUUACAGGAGUAGCGAUAUCAUGAAAAUAUGCAUGGACGUUAACGAGUGCGAGGAAACUCCUGGAUUGUGUAGAGGCGGUACUUGUUUAAAUACUGACGGAUCCUUCAAGUGCAUCUGUCCUCCGGGACACGAAUUGAGUCCUGACAAAGAAUCCUGCAAGGAUAUCGACGAGUGUUCCAGGACCAGUGGUAUCUGCUCGAACGGAGUCUGCGAGAAUAUGAUGGGCACUUAUCAGUGCAUCUGCGACGAUGGUUAUCGGCAAACUGACCAGAAGUCGCAUUGCGAAGAUAUCGACGAGUGCACAAUCAAUAACGGAGGAUGCGAAGAUAUUUGCCUUAACACGCCAGGAAGUUUCUCCUGUUCCUGCAGUACUGGAUUUGCACUAAAUUUAGACGGGAGGUCCUGUACGGACGUGGACGAGUGUAAGGAAAACCCGAGAAUUUGCAACGGUGGAAAGUGCACGAAUUUGCAGGGAUUAUACUCAUGCAUAUGUACCGACGGAUUGUUGCCUGGGAAGGACGGGACGUCCUGCAUUGACAUCGACGAAUGUGUAACGCAGCCUCACAUAUGCCAAUACGGCGAGUGCUACAAUACAAUAGGCUCGUUCAACUGUCGCUGCGAGGAAGGAUACUCGGUGAAACCGGACGGAGGUCCAGGAUGCACCGACGAUGACGAGUGCAUGCUGAAUGCAUACACGUGCAGUGAGUUUGCGGACUGUCAAAACACUCAGGGCUCGUACGAGUGCACCUGCCGGAAGGGAUUCGUGGGAAAUGGCAUCGAUUGCAGAGAUAUCAACGAGUGCCUGACUAACAAUGGCGGAUGCGACGCCAAUGCACAAUGCAUCAACACCGAAGGUUCAUUCAAGUGCGUUUGCGAUGCUGGAUUCAGGGGCGACGGUUACAGCUGCAAGGACAUCGACGAGUGCUCGAACGACAACACGCUCUGCGAGAAUGGCCACUGCCUAAAUUAUCCAGGAUCCUUCAGAUGCGAGUGUGAAAUGGGCUUUAUACAUCCUGACGAAAAUAACGAGCAAGCUUGCAUCGACAUAAACGAGUGCGAGAUGUUCAGCAACCUGUGCGUUUUUGGCAGGUGCGAAAAUAUCUUCGGCUUGUUCCAUUGCGACUGCGAUGAAGGUUACAGGCUUGACAGUUCCGGCGGAAAUUGCACUGACAUUGACGAAUGCGAGAGUCCGCAGUCCUGCCAAUACGGUAACUGUAUAAACACGCAGGGCAAGUACCUGUGCGAGUGUCCCGACAAUUACGACUUGGUAGAGGCGGGAAAUGCCUGUGUCGACAGAAGGGAGUCUCUGUGCUUCACCGGAUACGAAUCUGGCAACUCGAGACCUCAAUGUAUCUUCGACAUCUCAUCCUCGGUCACCAAGGCCACCUGCUGCUGCAGCAUUGGGAGCGCGUGGGGUAACAGGUGCGACGAGUGUCCUGACAUUGGGACUAAGGAGUUCCAGGAGCUGUGCCCCGGUGGGUCUGGAUACAGGCCCAAUCUGACUACGGUUAUCCUGGAGGACAUUAACGAGUGCGAGGAGCUGGAGAACAUUUGUCAGAACGGACAUUGCACCAACACCUUUGGCAGUUUCAUGUGCUCGUGUAACGAGGGCUUUGAGCUAGACGACACCAAGACCAAUUGCAUCGACGUGGACGAGUGCCUGUUGCAUCCGCAAAUAUGUGGAGUCGGCUACUGCAUAAAUGAUCAAGGAAAAUAUCACUGUGAGUGUCCGGAGGGAUACAUGGCGAUGCCAGGAGGAAAAGAGUGUGUCGACAUGAGAAAAGAAUUGUGCUACCUGAGCUAUCAGGCGGGAGAAUGCACGGCACCUAUGCUGCAUCCGCAAACAAAGAUGUUGUGUUGCUGUUCCAUGGGGGCAGCAUGGGGAAGUCCAUGUGAAAAGUGUCCAGACGAGAGAAGCCGAGACCAUGAGAUUCUAUGUGGUAUGGUGCCAGGUCAAAUCAGAAACCCCAUGACCAAUCACAGCGAAGAGAUAAACGAAUGUGAACUGAUGCCCACCAUGUGCACCCAUGGGAGGUGCGUAAACACACCUGGGAGCUUUGAGUGUCUUUGCGACGAGGGUUACGUCUAUGACGAAGAUUCGCACCAGUGCGUGGACGAGAACGAGUGCCUGCACGUGCCCAAUCCGUGCCUUGGAAACGCACAGUGCGUCAAUCAGCAGGGCAGCUUCGAGUGCCUCUGUCCAGCUGGUUAUAAAUUGGGUUUCAGUAGACGAGACUGCGUUGACAUUAACGAGUGCUACGAGCGUGCUGGCGUCUGUAGCAACGGAGUCUGCAAUAACUUACAGGGCAGCUUUCAGUGCGUCUGCCAUCUUGGAUUCACCUUGACGCGCGACAGAGACAUGUGCGUCGACAUUGACGAAUGUCAACGUAAUAUAAAUAUAUGCAAUAAUGGCACCUGCAUCAACGCCUUAGGAUCUUACAAGUGUCACUGUUACGAUGGAUUCAAACUAAGUCCCAAUAACGAUUGCGCUGACGUGGACGAGUGCAAAAUUAUGCCGUUCCUAUGCAGAAAUGGGAGAUGCAAGAAUACUAUUGGUUCUUUCAAUUGCGAAUGUGCCGAAGGUUACAUAUUGGCCCAGGAUAGACAGCACUGUAGAGACAUCGACGAAUGUCACGAGACGCCAGGAGUGUGUCCGCCGCCUGGAAAAUGUCAGAAUCUCAUGGGAUCUUAUAUAUGCAGUUGUCCACCGGGUUACGAAUUGGACCACACGAGGAAGCGUUGCGUUGACGUGAACGAGUGCGUCGAGACGGAGGACAUAUGUGAAAAUGGCAGAUGCAUAAAUACCGAAGGCAGCGUCAUCUGCGAAUGUCCAGUAGGAUUUAGAUUGAGCGAGAAACCAUAUUCGAUGCGAUGCAUCGAUAUACGGGAAGAGCAAUGCUAUGACGACUUCCGGCGCGGACGAUGCCUCGCACCACGUCAAGGCAGCAUGACCAAGAAGCACUGCUGCUGCACUAUGGGAAUGGCAUGGGGUCGUUACUGCGAGCAGUGCCCAUCAAAAGAUAGCGAGGAGUUCGAGAAACUCUGUCCCGAAGGAUCCGGAAGGGAUGAUCUUGGAGUUGAUCUUAACGAAUGUUUAUUCAUGCCCGAUGCAUGUGCCGGUGGUGAAUGCAUCAACACUGACGGUUCAUUCAGAUGCGAAUGUCCGCCCGGUUACGUACUAGAUGAAACUGGGAAAAAGUGUGUCGACGACAAUGAGUGCCUGAAUGUGCAGAAUAUUUGCGGAAAUGGCACAUGCACCAACGUUGACGGAGGUUUUGAGUGUUCUUGCAACGAAGGCUUUACAUCUGGGGCUAAUCAGGUUUGCGAGGAUGUUGAUGAAUGUUUGGAAUUGGGAUAUCAAUGUGCAUUCAGGUGUCGCAAUGCACCUGGUUCGUUCAAGUGCACCUGUCCUUAUGGGUACACUUUGGCUCCUGACGGACGUCAUUGCAUAGAUGUUGACGAAUGUGCAACUCCGGCGAACAAGUGCAAGUUCCAGUGCAAGAAUACCAUUGGCUCGUUCAUGUGCAACUGUCCACCUGGUUAUCAACAAAUUGGCAUGACUGACGAGUGCAAGGAUGUCAACGAGUGCGCUGUCAAUUCCGGCCUCUGUCGUAAUGGUCGUUGUGUCAAUUUAGAAGGAAGUUAUCAGUGUCUGUGCUACGAUGGCUUCGAAAUAAGUCCUGACGGGAAAUCGUGCAUCGACCGACGUGUCGGCUACUGCUUCCAGCAAACUAUCGGUGGCAGAUGCACAGCGAGAACGUCGGAAUUGCGUACAGUUACUAAAGCGGAUUGCUGCUGCACAAUGGGUGCAGCUUGGGGAUCGUAUUGUGAAAUUUGCCCAACGAGGGAUUCCGAAAACUAUAACGAAUUGUGCCUGGACAAAGGAUUUUCAAUAAAUGGUCAAGACAUCGAUGAGUGCAAGACAAUUCCGGAUCUCUGCAGAAACGGAAUGUGCAUCAAUACUCUCGGCUCUUAUAGAUGCAUCUGUAACAAGGGAUACAAGGCUGACAAAUCCGGCACUCAUUGCAUCGAUGUGAACGAGUGCGAAUUGACGGCGAAACCUUGCAAAUACAAUUGUCAGAAUACCGAGGGCAGUUUCACCUGCUCCUGUCCAGUUGGUUUCAUUCUGAAUCCUGACGGUGUCAGCUGUCGCGAUUUGGACGAAUGUGCAACCGAAAAUCAUCUGUGUCAGCAGGAGUGCAUAAACACCCCAGGAAGUUACACUUGCGGCUGCCGCGAAGGAUAUACGCAGCACGGAGACGCCUGUCGCGAUAUUAAUGAAUGCGAGCAAUCCGGUACCUGUCCGAAGCCUGGAAAAUGCAUCAAUACAUUGGGAAGCUUCAGGUGCACCUGUCCCAGAGGAUUUAAAUUGGAUCAAACCAAAAUGUUCUGUACCGAUAAUAACGAAUGUGCCGAUGACGGAAACUGCGAGCACGGCUGUCAGAAUUUAAUGGGAAGCUAUAGGUGCGGCUGUCCUGAUGGGUUUGUGCAGCAUCUUUAUUACAACCAGUGCAUCGAUGAGAACGAAUGCAAUUCCUCUCCCUGCGGCGGGAAUACUUGCAUCAAUACUAUUGGCAGUUACAGAUGCGGCUGUCCGGAUGGUUAUCAGUUUGAUAUCAGUUUGCAAAUAUGCGUUCAGACGUCGGCCGGCUGUACCGGAAGCCCAUGCUCCUUUGGAUGCACUCCUAAUGGACCCAGUGGAUUCAUCUGUGGGUGUCCUUCAGGGUAUCAACGAAUUGGUCAGGGACAUUGUCUGUCUACCAUCAACCCAAUGGGACAAGGACCUUAUGGGGACGAUAUUGGAAACGUUCCUACAUUUCCCGUUAAUCCUGAUCCUUAUUACCUUCCACCAGCCGACGACAAAGUCAUUUCCACGGAAGGAUGUUUCUCGUGCAAGAUAAAUGGACAAGGUCGUCACAGAAGAGGCGCCAGACUGAGAUCCAUAUCAAGACAGAAUAAAACUACCGACGCUUCGGGAACGGUUUUCUCAAAAAAAUUGCAAAAAUCAUCUUCGAAAAGACGUUUGGUCCGUAAAGUCAAAAGACACCAUCACGGCGAGGAGCACGUGCUGAAAAUAAGUCUCCAGCAGACUAAACACCGUAUGCGGAUUAUAAAAUUGCAGCCAGCUGUCAAGCACAAGGAAAUGGAGUAUAAGGUGGUGCGUGGCAAUGAGAAUGAGCAAUUCGAAAUGGUGAAGAAGCACGGAGUCUGGGCGUUGCAUUUUCGAAAAAGACUUAAAAAACCCGGCCAAUUCAAAAUUGAGAUACACGGCCGGCCCGUGACCCACCCCGAGAACACGGAUGAAGUUUGGGAGAAGCCAUUAACAUUCCGAGUGCAUCUCGUAGUCACGGGGUAGGAAGAGAAGAGGAAAAGAAAACAAGAAAAAAAAAAUCGCGAAUGAUUUAAGAAAAUUUUUGAAAAAUAAUACACUAUUCGAUGUGCAAAUUUUAUUGAUUCGUCAUUUUUAGAUUCAGAGAAAGGCAACUAUCCCCUUGACCCAGCGUGUACCAAUGUAUAUUGUUGUGAAGGUAAAUUUUGAAGGAACUAAAAAAAGGGAAAAUUUCAGAAAAUCAGACAAUUACACUGCCAAUACCUAUGGUUUAUUGCUUGACACUGACGUUAACUAAUUAAAUGAUAAUUCAUGAAUAAUAAACUGCCAAUUAUUCUUAUCAAAACUGUCAUAUCAAAAUUGCCUUAUCUAUUGCCUACUUAUCUCGUUAAAUUAGAAUCAUUGGCAAUAUAUACGAUUGACAGUAGUUUCGAAAACUGCCAUUGCGUUACUGAAAAUAGUGAUAAAAUAGUGUAUACUGGGUCAUCCAGCUGAAAUACAUGGGUCAGGUUUGACAAGAUUCACAUAAUAAUAUAGGUCAAUUGGUUGACUUUAUUAUACAAAUAACAAUAUAGUCCCUGGCAUAGCACAAGAACUUUUACAGAGGCGUCCUACCCAUAGAUUCGUUCGACUUGUUUAUCUGUGUCUCUCGCACUCGCAGCAGAUAUAGCAACUUCGGAAAAUCGAAACCCUCAGACCCAACUGAAAUAGCUUUCGAGUUGACAUCUCAAAUCUCACUGUCUGUGACAGUAAGUUGUUGUCAAAUAUUUCUUAACCGGUACACGUGUGUGAGAGCUGUCAAACAUGACUGGUGCAAUCUGGGCUGAUUGAAGGAAAGACGGUACGCGUGAAUUUUGGAAUAUUAGUUAUGUACAAAAUAAUAUUAGGCUGUAGCGCAAGUGAAUGAAUUAAUUAAUAAAAUAAUAAAUAAAUAUAUCAGUAAAUAUAUGAAUAUAAAUAUAUGCACGCUAUAUAUAUACACACACACGUAUUUAUGUGCAAAACACGCGAAUCCGUUUUUUUCUUUCUUAUAUCUUUCUUUUUACGAUUAUUUGACUUUGCGACAUACGAGAUAAAAAAAUUAUCAGUAGACGCCAAGUCUUAUUUGUAUUAAAAAUGGAAAAGAAGAAAUGAAAAAUUAUCUUACGCCAUUCGAUUUAACCUGUGCAUGAUUUUAAUUAAUUAAUCGUCCUAUAUAUCAAUAUCGAUCUCAUCGUCAUCCAUCAUUGUCAUUAUCGUCAUCGCGAAUUGUUAUCAAUGAACAGUCAUCAGUCACGAACUUCAUUGUCGCCUAAUAGAAAUAUCUAUAAAUAUAUUAUAAAUAAAAAUAUUUACACGCUAUAAAUGUAUAUUAAUAUUAAUAACAAGUGUUCUUGUUCCCUCACGGGCUAUUCGUCUAGCUAGACUAGAAAACUAUAUCACAUUAAUAAAUUUACGUUAAUUUAUA
Molecule: messenger RNA, 10645 nt
Organism: Cephus cinctus (wheat stem sawfly)
Lineage: Eukaryota; Metazoa; Arthropoda; Insecta; Hymenoptera; Cephidae
Product: fibrillin-2
Exons: 40
Coding region: 583-9225 (2880 amino acids)
Molecular function (GO): calcium ion binding
Source: RefSeq, a predicted model, not a curated record